AUGCGCAGAACGGGGCCCGAGUUAAACUUUAACAGGUCUUGGGUAGAAUACCGUAAUGGGUUCGGCGACGUUGCUGGCGACCACUGGCUGGGAUUGGAGGCAUUUCAUCAUCUCACCAACCAGGGAAACUACUCCUUAAAGACAGAGGUCAGAGACGCGCUGACUGACUCUUAUUUCUGGGAUAUCCAUGCAAACUUCCUCAUUGGAACCGAAGACGAGAAAUACACUUUAAAGCUGAAACUAAAUGGUGUUGGAAACUUAUCUACAAACAGCACAGUUGACCCCUGGGAAAAGAACGUCAACGUGCAAUUCUCAACACAUGACCAGAAAAAUGACAACAAAUUGACAGGCAACUGUGCUGCUGUAAAUGGGGGCGGUUGGUGGUUUCACAAGUGCGGCGACAUUUCAUUCACUUCAAUCCUGGCAACAGAAUGUGUUCCGACCUGUUGGAAAGCGGCUAGACAUGCGGGGAUUCCGUUUGGAGUUCGCGGGUCUGCCGAGAAAUUGUUGCGCUGGGCUGUGAUGAAGAUAAAGAGAUCUGAGGACCUGUAG
This is a messenger RNA of Lingula anatina, 552 nucleotides long. Its product is annotated as angiopoietin-4-like. The record is from RefSeq and is a predicted model, not a curated record. NCBI's taxonomy places the organism in Eukaryota, Metazoa, Brachiopoda, Lingulata, Lingulida, Lingulidae.